This is a messenger RNA of Lemur catta (Ring-tailed lemur), 765 nucleotides long. Its product is annotated as diphthine methyltransferase-like. Bases 1 to 765 code for a protein of 254 amino acids. The transcript is spliced from 2 exons. Gene Ontology annotation, molecular function: protein binding. The record is from RefSeq and is a predicted model, not a curated record. NCBI's taxonomy places the organism in Eukaryota, Metazoa, Chordata, Mammalia, Primates, Lemuridae.
AUGGCGGCCGGGGACAGAAAGAGGGACCUGAUGGAUGUCGUGUAUUCAGGGGGGGACGAUGGCCUUCUGAAGGGCUGGGACACCAGGGCACCCAGCGAGCCUGUGUUCAGCAGCGCGAGACACUGCAUGGGCAUGUGCAGCAUCCAGAGCAGCCCCCACCGGGAGCACGUCCUGGCCACGGGCAGCUACGAUGAGCACGUUCUGCUGUGGGACACUCGGGACAUGAAGCAGCCGUGUGCAGACACACCUGUGCAGGGUCGGUUGUGGAGGCUCAGGUGGCACCCUGUCCACCAGCACCUGCUCCUGGCGGCCUGUAUGCACAGCGGCUUUAAGAUCCUCGACUGCCACAAGGCGAUGGAGGAGAGGCAGGAAGCGACAGUCUUGGUGUCCCACGCGUUGCCCAACUCACUGGUGUAUGGAGCCGACUGGUCCUGGCUUCUCGUGCGUUCUCCACAGCCCAUCCCCUCGUGGUCCUGUCCUCAGAGCCACCCAGGAGCCAGAGCAGCAGACCUCAAGGUUGUAGGUGGGUUGCCAGCACCCUCUCUUGAACACAUAGUGGAUGACGACAGGGAGGCCCCUGCCAAACUCCACAGUGGCAUCGAGCUACUCACAGAGAACAAGAGGAAGACUGGCAUGGAACUGCACCCCAAAGCAGCCAAGCCCUGUGACCGAGACACGUACCCGGAAAGGGUGAACUCAGCUGUAAGCCUCCUGGCCACUUGCUCCUUCUAUGACCAUGCUCUCCACCUCUGGAAGUGGGGGUGA